Molecule: messenger RNA, 864 nt
Organism: Olea europaea var. sylvestris
Lineage: Eukaryota; Viridiplantae; Streptophyta; Magnoliopsida; Lamiales; Oleaceae
Exons: 1
Coding region: 1-864 (287 amino acids)
Source: RefSeq, a predicted model, not a curated record
AUGACACGGAUGACCCUCAGGGGAGCCUCGCCUGCUUUGAAAUGCAGAGCCUUCCACUUAACCCUGGGCGGAGUUGCUGAAGUAUGGUAUAACAGACUUCCUCCCCUGAGCAUUAGGAGUUGGCCAGAUUUGAAGAAGUCAUUCUUAAACCAAUACCUCUCACACAGGAAAGGAGAGGCCCCAAUGCAACGCCUGCAAGAUAUGAGGCAGACCCCUGGAGAGACGUUGAAAAGCUAUCUCACCCGAUUUACAGACGAAAUCACAUACUGCGAACAGGUUACUGAUAGGGAAGCCCUUUCAGCUCUAAAAGGCGGUCUCAACAUGAACACAUUGUUCUGGAGAGACGUGCGCAGCAAGCAUCCUGCCACCUAUGAUGCACUGGUAGAAAUGAUGAGAGUGGAAAUCGUCAGUAGGGAAAUGAUUGAUCAUCGAAAUCGUGCCGCACAGGGACUCCCUCCGCCUCAGAGGCAGGUAGGUCGAGGACCCACAACGCACCUCGUCACUCAGCAGUGGACUCAAGUAGGUCAUACAGUAGCUCCCACCUCCGGACAGGCACUGGCUUCCGCCACAUUAAAUGCAGUGCCGGUAUUGACAUAUGAGAAUGCUCCUGGCGAAGCAGGACCAUCCGGAAGAGCUGAUAGUAAGAAGAAGAAGAAGAAAUGGUCAAACAGGCCCUUGGAAAGGGCAAUGUUUUGCACUUUCCACCAACUCUAUGGACAUGACACUAGUGAGUGUCGAGACGCUAAUCGACGCCCUGAUCGAAGCAAUCCACAUCCUUCCAACAGGAGCGAAUAUCCUCGCAGAUCCGCCUCCCCGAACAGGAGAGAGAGAAGGCAUAGAGAGCAAUCGCCUCGAAGAAGAUAA